AUUUGUCCAUUUGUGCCGUUUAAGUGUUUGUGAAGCCGGGGCUGUGUGUGACUGUGUCUCCUGGCAGCUUGGACAGUGCAGAGUCGAAACUCUGAAGUGGCUCGUGUAGUGACAGGCAGUGCGCCGCUCUCUGACAGACCGUCUGCCUCGGCGCUGCGCUGUGGUCGCUGGUCGCCUUGAACCAGCGGAGGCAGACGGCAGCGUGCCUCCGCUGGUAGCCGACCAUAGCGCACUGACACUGUGUCGUGUUGUAACGCUGUAAUAACGCUCGAGUCAGCGGACCACACCGAGGGAAAUGAGCGUGUUAUUAGGGGUGUAAAAGGCUGCCCAGCCCGGGUUGUUGUAUGUGUGUGUGUCGGGUGGAGGUAGUUGGCGGUGUUAGGAGAGUGAGCGGAGCUUUAAAUGUGCUCUGAUUUAACGACACUUUGUACGGUCAACUGUCAACAGCGCGCGGCGACUCGCUCGCUCGCUCGCGCGCGCUGUCAGAGCAACUUUGCUGGCAGCAUGGCAGCUUCAGCUUCAGGAUAUUUUUACUCCGCGGUCGCUCCGGCGGUAAUUUGCUCUAAUGGAGCGCAAAAGGCUGCGCCGAACAAGCCCGUCUGUUACCGUAACAUUGUGGCGGAAACAUUAGUGUUGAUGGGCGUGUGUGUGUGCGUGUGUGUGUGUGUGCGUGUGUGUGUGUGUGUGUGUUUUUCUUUCCACGGCAGAGGCUACAAGACACGUCGUCGCACCAAGUUGUGUCUUAUGUUUCCACUGUGACACCGUGCUGUGUGUUCAACUAACCUGUCUAACUACACCGAGUUGGAAGGUUUGGCCGAGAUGCGCAGAGUUGGCUUCAGUGUUGCCUCAUAUCUGUCACGCACUGAGAGUUUCGGUUAGACAGUGUUUAUGCUCCGGAACAGUUAAAAUUAAUGACCACGUUUAGGCCUAUUCAAUAAAAUGAAAAUAAAAUCAGAGAUAUAUUGAGGACCUACUUUUUGGGCUGACAAAAAUCUGUGCGCUGUGAAUUUAAUUACCACACUAUAAAGUAGAUUGGCGGAAGUUAUAUAGUUGUAGUAAUUAAAUGUUCUGAAUUGUGUUUACAUUACUGGUUGUUUGUCGGUCUUGAUAUCAGUCUGUUUAGGCUGCAUUCUGAACUGCUUCUAUUUUCGGACGGGUCCAGUUACAGACUUCAGUCUUGAUAUUGAGUUUAAGAUUCUGUCAUAAAUCUGCAUGCGGGUCAUAAAGCCAGUCCUGCCGUCGGUUAAUUAAAUACUAGUGUUCAUUCACGUUAAGUAACUGACCUACAAAUGCACUUAAAGUAAAGAGAAAACAGAGCGCUGCUGGGUCCCACAACAACAACACGCUGUCACAGGGGUUAUUAUAGCAGAACAAGGCAAACUGUUACUGGUGUAACCUUCCAGCUGCACCGGUCGGGUAGGAGAGCCACUCAGGGCAAGGACUCCCUGCAGUUGAAAUUAAAAUUCAUAGUUUGGAUUUAAAUUCGUUUGACAAAAAAAAUAAAAUAGGUGUUUAUAAGUGUUUAUAAUAAGUGAGCUGCUUGCUCAAACCAUUUCCCUUAUUUGAUCGGCAUGUUGACAGUGAAGAGCAUGAAACUCCGAGCCCGCCGGUCUGAAGGCACAGACACACACACUCAACUUUUCUCUGUUAGACUCAAUGCAGAGAGUGGACGGAGCCAGCUUGGGCUCAUUUUCAUGAUAAAACUGCCAAGCGAUUUUAAAAUAAUGCCCAGGAUAUUUAAUGGUGUUUAUUACUUAUAUGUGCUAUUUGUAAUAAAUCAGUCAGUGUUCAGCGGAGUCUCUGUUUGUAUUUCUGAAAAUGAAAUACAUAAAAUGAUCCCGCUAUUACAGAAUUCUAUCAUGGAUACUUUGGUCUGCUCCGGUCGGUUAAUAUGUGCCACACAUUUUCUUUCAUUUCUUACAUUAAGUUGUCAAGUGACAGUGAGGGGGAGAGAAAUGAAUCCAAAGGUUGAAAUUAAAAUGUCUAGACAGUGUUUAUUUAAUAAAUGGCGCCGCCUUCUGGAGGAAAGACUGCAUCUGUUUCUCAGUCUGCCACAUUGAUGAAGACCUUGUGAGGAUCACAAAUGAUUUCAGCCCAAUUAGUUUACUUUAAAGACCACCUGUACAACACAGCAAACUUGACAAAAUGGCUUGCGCAGCAGACAGCUGCAUACAAUUCACACGCCAUGCAAGUGAUGUCCUGCUCAACCUGAACCGUCUGCGUAGCAGAGAUAUUCUCACAGAUGUCACUAUCUUGGUUAACAGACAGCAGUUUCGGGCACACAAGACCGUUCUCAUGGCUUGCAGUGGGCUGUUUUACACCAUCUUUACUGACUCCCACAAGUGCAACCUUAAUGCUAUCAGUCUGGACCCAAAGGUGGACCCAGAGGGCUUUGCCAUCCUGCUAGAGUUUAUGUACACCUCUCGUCUGACACUAAAGGAGAGUCUGAUUAUGGCGAUCAUGAACACAGCCAUCUACCUGCAGAUGGACCAUGUUGUGGACACCUGCCACAGAUUCAUCAAAUCCAGUGAUCCGUCCGCCAAGCUGCCAAGAGACGAGUUUUUGGUCAGUCCCUUGGUUUUACCUCAGGAUGUCCAUGCUUACCGACCCCAUGAUGUUGUUGACAGUUUGCACAGCCGCGUAGCUCCGUUCAGGGAUGGGAGGCCCUAUGGCUCAAACAUGUUCAGUGGGGUCAGCACCCCCAGCAACUACCAUCUCUACGGGCAGUUUCCCAUGCCAGGAUUCCCUUUCCCUCUCUGCAAGCUGACUGAUGCCAAAAACGCUUUUGCUGACCUCUCUAAGGGUGGCAUCCACCACAAGCAUUGUUCUCCGCAUGACAGCGCCAACAUCAUCAGGGCAGAAUACACCAGGGCAGUGGGUACCAGCUCCUCCAGCAUUAUUCACUCCACCACCUACGCUUCCAGAGAGGUAGGGAGAGACGAUGAGAUGAGGAAGGAAAGCCAUGAGGGGGUCAGCCAGUCUAUUGCUCUCGGCACAAGGAAGCGUGCAUUUCCUGUGUUGACCCUCGAGCACCACAAGGACUCGGGCAAAGAUCACGCUCCUCAGGCAGAGGAAGACCUGAUCCAUCAGCACUACCCCCUCGGAAUCUCCUCCGCUGGACGCAAGAGCCUCAUGAGCAGCCCGCAGAGCCCUCUCAAAUCAGACUGCCAGCCCAACUCCCCAACAGAGUCCAGCAGUAGCAAGAACGCCGGCCUCUCCCAAGCCGCCGGAGUGCAAACCCCGCAAGGUACGCAGGACCCCAAAGCUCGCAACUGGAAGAAGUACAAGUUCAUCGUACUGAAUCAGAGCGCCAAGGAAGAUGAGGUGGGGCUGCGGGAUCCCGGGCUUCGUUCCCCUCAGCGCCUUGGCCUGCAACCCUACCUCCACCCCAGCGACUCUGAAAACCUCGACCCACAAACCACAAUUAAGAGCAACGAUCACAGUGAGGACCUGCCUGUGCCCCAGGCUAGUCGUCUCAACAACAUCAUUAACAGUGCACUUGAGGGGUCACUGAGGAACGGUGACAGCCACCCUCCACACUACUUGAGCCGCCUGAACUGCUCAUCCUGCGGCACCCCGUCCCCACAGCACUCAGAAGUCUGUCCCAACACCUCCAGGUCCCGUCUAGCAGAGGACAUGGCAGAACUGCACUCAGAAUACUCAGACUCCAGUUGUGAAAAUGGUACAUUCUUAUGUAAUGAAUGUGACUCCAAGUUUGCUGAAGACGAAGCGCUGAAGCAGCACAUGCUUCAAGUACACAGCGACAAGCCAUACAAGUGUGACCGCUGCCAGGCUGCUUUCCGCUACAAGGGCAACCUUGCAAGCCACAAGACUGUCCACACAGGAGAGAAGCCGUAUCGCUGUAAUAUCUGUGGUGCUCAGUUUAACAGACCAGCUAACCUCAAGACUCACACUCGCAUCCACUCAGGAGAGAAGCCAUACAAAUGUGAGACGUGUGGAGCUCGUUUUGUACAGGUUGCUCAUCUCCGUGCCCAUGUGUUGAUCCACACGGGUGAGAAGCCAUAUCCAUGUGAGAUCUGUGGAACACGCUUCCGUCACCUGCAGACGUUGAAGAGCCACCUGCGUAUACACACAGGAGAAAAGCCCUACCAUUGUGAGAAAUGCAACUUGCACUUCCGCCACAAGAGUCAGCUACGGUUGCAUCUUCGACAGAAGCACGGAGCCAUCACUAACACAAAGAUCCAAUACCGUAUGUCAACAGCAGACAUGCCUACUGACUUGACAAAGGCAUGUUGAGCUGGAAGGAGGGAACAGUUUUAAAGGAGGCAAUCUUGACCUUGGCAUUUAAAGACCCCAACUUGUACAAUCAUCCAAAAUUGUAGUGCCACACUGUGUUUAUUAGACAAAUAAAUUGGCUGUGUACGCCAUUCUAAACGGGUUUCCACUACAUGUGAACGUAGAGCCACUUAUGGCAUCUUAGUCACUUUAUUGUUUCUAUAUAGAUAUAAAUAUAUAUAUGUAUGUUGGAAGUGUUUCUAAGCUUUGAAGGUACGAAUAUAAAGCUUUAUUUUGUUGAGAAGGAUGGAAUGUAAACAAUCUGUUUUUUGAAAAUACAGUAUUUUAUAUCAGAGAACUUACUUUUCUGAAAGUAUUGAAAAUUUUGAUUGACGGGUGGUACAUAUAUUUUAAGAUAAUGAGAUUUGCGGCUGUAUAGAGUUGUCUAUACAUUUUUAUGUAGAUGUACGUACAUGUUGCACCAUGUCAAGUUGCCAUAUUCAUGUGAAGGGGGAGAAAAAAAUGACAUUGUAAUUGGUUUUAGUCAAAACAUAUCAGAUGACUGCUGCUGUCUGAUGAGGAUAUGCAUGAGGUACUCUCUUACCGUUGCCAGUUGUCAGCGCGCACAUGAAGUGGGCAACUGCAUAAAUAUUGUGACAUAUUGUGUAAUUAUAUCUGUGCGAUUGCUCUCUGCUGGCAGAGCCAAUCUAAGUGUGGAAAUGCAUUUCAAGGUACUGCUUUGUUAUGACCAAGAAAAUAUUUUGCUUCAAAUGUAUUUGUAUAGAUGUGAUUUUUGUUUUUGUUCAUUUGUUUUCCAUAAGUGAAGGUUUACAGUUUUGGUCAUUGUUCUAGAUCCUACAGUAAAGUUGUGUGUAAGUGUCAAGGUUUUUGUUUGUACAUACACUGUGUAUUCAAUGUGCCUUUCUCUAUAUGGUGACUGAAUUCUUCUCCAUUCAGCCCAGCUGUAUUAAGGUACAACUCAAGGACACCACUUGUCCGAGAUCGUUGUGUGUGUGUGUGUGUGUGUGUGUGUGUGUGUGUGUGACUGUAUGUAUAUAUUUUUAAAUGCUUGUCACCAACCCUAAAACAUGCAAAUUCAUCAUUGUAAAUCUUCAGGACUUGUUUUUGGAUUGGGCUUUUUUAACUGCAUUAAAAUUAUUGUACAAUGUUAUAGAUGUAUGAAUGUAAAAUAAACGUAUUGGAUUUCUA
Messenger RNA from Dicentrarchus labrax (European seabass), 5445 nucleotides. RefSeq names its product BCL6A transcription repressor a (gene bcl6aa). Bases 2146 to 4257 code for a protein of 703 amino acids. The record is from RefSeq and is a predicted model, not a curated record. Gene Ontology annotation, biological process: regulation of transcription by RNA polymerase II. Gene Ontology annotation, cellular component: nucleus. Lineage: Eukaryota; Metazoa; Chordata; Actinopteri; Moronidae. The transcript is spliced from 9 exons. Gene Ontology annotation, molecular function: protein binding; RNA polymerase II cis-regulatory region sequence-specific DNA binding; DNA-binding transcription factor activity, RNA polymerase II-specific.